Symbiodinium natans is the source of this 1932-nucleotide messenger RNA. The record is from the annotation of a GenBank genome assembly. NCBI's taxonomy places the organism in Eukaryota, Dinophyceae, Suessiales, Symbiodiniaceae.
AUGCACCAGUCAUCGGGCGGACGAGCCGGCACUGUGAAGGCUUGGAUCGAGGAGAGAGGGAUGGGUUUCAUUUCUCCGGCAGAUGGCAGUCCUGACGUCUUCGUUCAUCGGAGCAAUCUGACCGAUGGCAACUCCCUCGUGAUUGGCACCGAAGUGAUUUUCGAGCCUGGCUGGGAUGAGUCAAAGAACAAGCCUAUUGCUGCAAAGUGCUCUGGAGCCGUGGCUGUGAAUGGUUUCGGAGGCAGCCCUGAGCUCGCGGGCCUUACUCCAAGGAAAGCGCCUGGAACAGUGCCACCUUUGACAAAUGGACAGCCAGGCACUGUCAAAGCUUGGCUGGAAGAGCGGGGUAUGGGGUUCAUCUCCCCUGCAGAUGGUAGCCCUGAUGUCUUUGUGCACAGGAGCAAUCUGCUGGAUGGGAAUUGCCUUUCUGUAGGUGCUCCCGUCAUGUUCGAGUCAGGCUGGGACGAGUCCAAAAACAAGGCCAUUGCCAAAGCAGUCACUGGCGCUUCAAUGUCCUCAGCAGGAAAGGGCAGCCACGGCUGGAGCUCUCCCAGGGUGCCAGCGAUGCCCGCGAUCCCGAACGGACAGCCUGGAGUUGUCAAGGCCUGGAUUGAGGGGAGAGGCAUGGGAUUCAUCACGCCCGCUGAUGGAAGCGCGGACGUCUUCGUCCACCGGAGUAACCUGAUCGACGGUGAUGCGUUGAUCGUGGGAGCUCCAACUUGCAGUAGUGACAGCAUUGACCGCAUCGACAUGCCUCAUUCCUUCCUGACUGCUACCCUUCUGCUCGCAGGCGGGUUUGGUGGCACGUUUGGAGGAGUCGGGAAUGGCUUCGCGAACGGCAAAGGCAGCAAUGGGCCGCUCACUGGAACCAUCAAAGUCUGGUUCGCAGACAAGGGCUAUGGUUUUAUCACGCUGGAUAACGGAAUGGGAGAUGCCUUCGUUGGCAGCAGCGCCGUUCCACCGGGCAUGGCUCUUUACGAUGGCAUGCAUGUUACCCUCACGGCGUCAUGGAACGCAGAGAAGCAGAAGUUCACAGCUCUGCAGAUUCUUCCGGACGCCAAAGGCAAGGGCAAAGGUGCCAACGGCAUGGCAGGUGGCGAGCUGCCAUCUGACAACUGUUUCAUUACUGGCCUUCCGCCAGACAUCAGUGAGGAAAGGCUCCAGGAGCUCUUCAGCGUCUACGGCAGCGUUACCAGCUGCAAGGUGCUCCCAGGCGAGGGCCGACCAGACCGGGCAGCUUUGGUCCGCUUCUCCUCCGUCGGCGAGGCCACAUGGAUCGUGGAGAACGUGAGUGGCACCGUUGUCUCUGGCUUAGAUGGUCCAGUGAAUGUAAGAUAUGCAAAGCUUCAUGGUCCAGUUGCAGGCUUUCAAGGUUCUGGACCAGGCAGGGGCGGUUGUGGUGCUGGCGCCGGUGCCAGUGGCAUACCUCCAGCCUCGCACAUCCAGGCCGCACAAGUAGGUACUGUGAAGGCGGCCAUGGAACAUAGCGUUGUGGUAAUACCCGCUGAUGGAGGGCCUGAUCUACACAUCCCGAAGAGCAUGCUGCUCGAUGGGCAUCCCGAGGUGGGUGGCCUGGUGUCCUUCAGCUCCGAGGGGAGCAGAGGUGGCAAGAGCUUUGGAAAGGCAUCCGCGGGCGCUGCCGGCAUGAGCCACCGCUUCUCUCCUUAUGGUGCUGCGCCUCCACUUGGCCAGGCCAAUGGAUUUGCAGCUACCGGAACAGUUAAGGCCUGGAUGGAGCACAGAGGGAUGGGCUUCAUUGCCCCCAGUGAUGGCACCCAAGACCUCUUUGUUCACAGAAGCUACCUUAUGGAUGGAGGCUCCCUUAUAGUCGGCUCGCGCGUGACAUACGCAGCGGAUUUUGACCCGCAGAAAGGCAAAGCGAUUGCAGUAAAUGUUUGCGGCGCUGUUCCGCAGCCGAUGCCCGGCAUGUAG